CUUUUUUCGGUGUCCCACUGCCACCGCCUCUCCAGCUCCAGUCCACUGUUUCAACCUAUCACAACCUAAAAUGUCUAGACUUCACAACAACAGCACGCGCUCCCUUCGCGUUUCACGUCUGCGGGAUGUCAUGCAGAGACCAGCGCCUGGCACCAUCGUUUCACGCGAGUUGAUCACGCUAUCUUUUAUUCAGUUCUGCGGUUUUUACUUGUCCAUUUUUGAAAAGGCCCGCCCCGAGCACCUCCGUCCGCAGGAAUAGUGCUCGGCCCCGUCAAGGCUCAUCCUUCGUCAAGCGAGGAGCCAGCCAAGGGCGGAUGGCGGUUUGUACAGUAGGGCCUCAAGGAGCUUGGAUGAUAGAGGAUAAACAGGGUUACCCGAUCAAAGGAGGCUUUACUAUUCUUGGAGUGGGAGUGCGAAUCAAAGGGCUACUUGCUACUCCUUGGUUCCCGGUCUCAAGAAUGGAGCCAUGAAUGGCAAAAAGUCCAGCAAGGAAGGGAAGCAUUCCAUUCCUUUCCCGCCACCCUCCUAUGGCGCAGCAGCAGAGAACAUGCCAACUUGCGAGACUUGCUCCUGUCUCUUCUGCACGUCAUGCUGCUUAUGACAGUUUGUACUGUCAGUCAGGAAGCCAAAAGGCCUUAGGCCAAGCCUUGGGACCAAAUUCACACUUUAUCGGGUUGACAGACAUUCUUCAGAGCGCGUCAAGAGCGGAGUGAAUGGUUACCUGCAAGGCUAACAAGUGUGGUUCUCUUCUCGCGUCGUGGCCAUGAUGGGACACGACCCCGGUCAGUCAGCCGCCCAGAUCCGAUCUGGGCCCCUCUCCUCCCUUGACUUCACCCCUUUCCAGGUACCCAGUAGUGGUACCCAGUACCUUACAGCCCAUAUACACUGUACAUAUACCAUGCAAUGGACUGUGGUGGUGGUCUUUUUGUUCCCUCUGGUUCAGGUUUCCGAAUCCAUCUCUCGAUCCAACUUCCGACUCGUCGUCUCUCAUUAGGUGUUGUUGCUCUGGUCGAUUUCAAGUACUGGCUACUUGAAGAUUGAUACCAUACCCCCACCAGCAUAUCUUUGCGUCCACUCCUUUCUUGUCUGCUUGCAGCCGGUAUCUGAAUACCUCGUCGCUCCUUUUCUUGGUUGAACCAGAUCACACAUUCAUUUUUUUUCUGCUGCACUGCAUUGAUACCAACGACGACGACCGCGUCGACUCCAAACACAAAAGAUCAGAAACAGAAACAGAAACAUGUUGGCUUCUACGAUCUUGACACUCGCAGGGCUAGUGUCCCUCAGCACAGCUGGUUAUGUGCUGGAAGAUGACUAUACCAAUGGCGACUUUUUUUCCAUGUUCAACUUCUUUACCGACACCGACCCAACCAACGGCUACGUGACAUACGUUGAUCAAAGCACAGCGCAGAGUGGCGGGCUGAUCAGCACGGGCAACGGGUCCAUCUACAUGGGCGUCGACCACACGAACGUGGCAAGCGGAUCCGGGCGAUCGAGCGUGCGACUUACUAGUAAAAAGUCGUACACGCAUGGCCUGAUCAUCUUGGACCUCGCCCACAUGCCCGGCGGCGUAUGCGGGACAUGGCCGGCCUUCUGGACCGUGGGCCCCAACUGGCCGGAAGCCGGAGAAAUCGACAUCAUCGAAGGCGUGAACAUGCAAUUGGGCAACAGCAUGGCAUUGCACACAGGGUCCGGAUGCAGUAUUGUCAACAACGGCUUGUUUUCAGGCAUGGUGGCAACUCCCAACUGCGACGUGAAUGCGGCGGGCCAACCGACCAACGCGGGUUGUGCGAUUUUGAACCUCAACCACGGCAGUUUCGGCAACGCAUUCAACCAAGGCCAGGGAGGCGUCUACGCGACCGAGUGGACCAGCUCCGGAAUCAAUAUCUGGUUCUUCCCCCGCGGCGCCAUCCCAAGCGAUAUCACUUCAGGCUCCCCCGACCCAGCGAACUGGGGCCACCCGGUCGCCGGAUUUGGGUCCAGUGGAUGCGACAUUGACGAUUUCUUCAGUAAUCACCAGAUCGUCUUUGACACCACCUUCUGCGGCGACUGGGCCGGUAAUGUCUGGUCCGUCGACCCGAUCUGCGGCGCAAAGGCCCCGACGUGUCAGAAAUACGUGCAGAAUAACCCGUCUGCGUUUGCCGAUGCCUACUGGUCUGUGAAUUCGCUGCGCGUGUACCAGGGUUCAUCGAGUGGAUCUGGAACCGGAAAUAAUGGCACGUUUACCGCUUCUGGGAUCUCUCAAUCGGCGUCAGCUACCGCGGGAGGCAUCCCUGGUGCCAAGUCUUCGGGCGUUUGGCCGCCCAGCGUUGUUCCACCGUUCUUGUCGUCUGCGUCCGCUACCGCUACCGUCAGUGCUGAUGCAGGCGGGAUCCCUACCACGGGGUUCAGCCGUGGUGGAAACGGUCGCCCUACCAAGACUUGGGGCUGGGGCGCCAAAUUUGCUGAUGCCGACACCGUCGCUGCCACCGCUACACCGGUGCCAUCAUCGUCGGACGAAUCGGCGACCAGCAUUGCUGACGCCGGAGCCGCUGUCGUUACUGUCUCUGCGGACGGAAGUGUGUCUGAAUCGGACACCAGUGGUAAUGGUGGUUCUGACAAUGGCGAUGAUGGAUCAAUAGUCACCGAAUACGUCACAGUCACGGCAUUGACAUUUGAAGACUUUCCGAAACAGAAACAGAGGAAACGUGGUGCAUCGGCUACUGUUCUGGCUGGUGUUGCCAACAACGAGGCCGCCGUGGAUGAACCUAUCAACUCUUCUCCGGACGCAGCGUCGUCGAGUGGAAGUGAAGAAGGAAUUUCUGUCGAUCUCAAAGCCAGACACCGGGAUCAGAAUGUCAACGCCAAAGCACAUCUGACCAAGCAUAAACGGGCGGUCGGGGCGGCUCAUGGACAUGUACAUCGCCAUUUGUUCAAGCAUGGUGUUGGCGGCGGGGCUUUUGGAGGCAAUGAAUGAAAGUUGAACGAUAUGAAAUAAAAGAGUUGAACUGUUCAGCGAUGGGAUUCGAUUAUGAUUUUGACAUGUGAAAUGAAUAUGCAUUUGCAAGCCAAUGAUACGCAAUUUGAGCGGAAUGAAUUGAAUUGAAUUGAAUUGAAUCGAAUCGAAUUGAAAUCAAAUGAAUCUUUCAGAAUCAG
Molecule: messenger RNA, 3132 nt
Organism: Exophiala dermatitidis NIH/UT8656
Lineage: Eukaryota; Fungi; Ascomycota; Eurotiomycetes; Chaetothyriales; Herpotrichiellaceae
Product: endo-1,3(4)-beta-glucanase
Exons: 2
Coding region: 1238-2953 (571 amino acids)
Biological process (GO): glucan catabolic process
Molecular function (GO): hydrolase activity, hydrolyzing O-glycosyl compounds
Source: RefSeq, a predicted model, not a curated record